This is a messenger RNA of Nematolebias whitei (Rio pearlfish), 2364 nucleotides long. It is a transcript of the gene slc16a4, whose product is annotated as solute carrier family 16 member 4. The transcript is spliced from 11 exons. The record is from RefSeq and is a predicted model, not a curated record. NCBI's taxonomy places the organism in Eukaryota, Metazoa, Chordata, Actinopteri, Cyprinodontiformes, Rivulidae. Gene Ontology annotation, molecular function: monocarboxylic acid transmembrane transporter activity. Bases 506 to 2218 code for a protein of 570 amino acids. Gene Ontology annotation, biological process: monocarboxylic acid transport; transmembrane transport.
GGCGAUGCUGAGGCUGGGAUGACAGAGGAGGAGGUGCAGCCGCUCCUCCGGCGCGCGGACACACAAGUUAUGGCCCGGCGGUCCACGAGGGAGACACGCAGCAAUCCACCUCCAACAGGUCCCGCACUGACGCUUUCAGAGAGGAGCAGGCAGGGAGCGACAGACCCCCCCAGACUGCCCGUCAGCUCCGAGUGACUGGACCCCCCCGGCACAGAAGCGGGACAGCGGAGACGGGAACUGCGCCCGCACAAAGUGGUUGCAUCUGCCUGCCCCCCUCCUCCCCCCUCCUCCUCCAAAUUGAGCAAAGAAGCGCAAUGCAUCAGUCCUGCCGAGCGGAGAGAACUGUCCCACAGCGAGUCACGGUGUAAAGCUGAUCUGGAUGCAGCCGUAGUUCAUCGCCCGCCCUGAGAAUGACACUCAGAAAAUAGACUUCUGAGUUCUCUCCGCACCCUCAGUGCCUUCAAGCAAAUCACCAAGACGGCAUUUCAGUGAAACACAGGCCAUCAUGAAUCUGUUCAGGAAAGAUCCCAUGACCACAAAGAAGGAGAAGGAGAAAGAAAUUCAGUAUGAGGACCCUCCUGAUGGAGGGUGGGGCUGGAUGGUUGUGCUGCAUUGUUUCCUGGUGAAUGUACUCGUGAUGGGAACAUUAAAAAGCUUUGGAAUCUUCUUUGUGGCCUUUCAAGAUGAGUUUGGAGGCUCAUCAGAAAGCAUCAGCUGGAUAGGUUCAAUCAUGUCUAGUCUACGUCUGUCUGGAGCUCCAAUUGCCUCCGUGGCUUGUGCCAAGAUGGGAACAAGAGUUACUUCCAUCACUGGGGCGGUGCUGGUUAGCGGGGGCUUCAUCCUGAGUAUUUUUGCCAGCAGUGUGGUUUUCCUCUAUAUCAGCAUGGGAGUGAUAGUUGGAAUGGGUUUUGCUCUACUGUACCAAUCCUUCUCGGUGGUAACAGCAUUGUACUUCAGAAAAAGAUUGGCAACAGCGUAUGCUAUUGGGCGUUCUGGCAUGGGUUUGACCUUCGCCCUAGCUCCAUUCACUCAGCUGCUUCUGGAUCAGUACGCUUGGCAAGGGGCAAUGCUGAUUCUUGGAGGUCUCAUGCUGAAUCUUGUUGCUUCUGGGAUGCUUCUGCGGCCCAUCAGCGUAAAGCCACCUGGUUCAAACCUCAACUCUUCAGCCGUCCAAAAGAGCCCUGCUGUUUCCAUCAAGAGUUCUGCAGAGACGGAAUACCCUAAGAGCUGCUUGAACGGUUCAUCACCUUUAUCCAAUGGACUCUCCAAACCAAACGUUCUCCCACCCUCUCCCCCACCUCAUGGGGACACUGAGAGUCUGAGAGGGCAAUGUAUUCAGGGUCAGGCACUGAACUCUGAACUGACCAGACUGGUUCUGAAUGGUGUCAAUGGUCACGAGCCUCACCAUGACUCAACUCAGUGUAAGCCCACAACUCCCAGCAGCCCAGCAGAGCUAAACGGUAGCAUGAAUGGGUCCACCACGGUGGGAUUUACUUCACAUGCCAGCCUGCCGAAUGAGGUGACAGUCAGAGAAGCCAAAGUCUUGGAUUUUUCUUUGCUAAAGAACCCCUUCUUUUGCAUCUACACUUGGUCCUUGGUCUUCAGUCAGCUGGCUUACUUCAUCCCCUACUUCCACCUGUCUGCCAGGGCCAGAACUCUGGGCAUCGAUGCUAUGGAUGCUUCUUUUAUCAUCUCUGUGGCAGGUAUCACAGAGACCAUCGCCCAGUUGGCCUCGGGGUGGGUGACGGACAGGAACCUGUUCCAUAAAUAUCAUUACCACAAAGCCUACCUGAUCCUCUGUGGUUUGGUCAACCUGCUGUCCCCGCUGGCAACAUCAUAUAUACUGCUGAUGGUGUACGCUGUCUUCUUCGCUAUCUUCUGCGGCGGAUACAUGGCUCUGCUGCUGCCCGUUCUGGUUGAUCUCGUCGGCUCGGAGAAACUCAAUAACUCCAUGGGCUUCUCCAUGUUCUUUGUGGGCUUGGGUUGCCUAACAGGGCCUCCUUUGGCAGGGUUCCUGUACGACUACACGCAGACGUAUGACUGUUCCUUCUACCUGGCGGGCCUCUGCUAUCUCCUCUCCUCCCUCUCUUUGUUCAUGGAGCCGCUCGCUCAGCGCUGGAAGGCCAGGAAAAAACUAUGCCAGAACAAGGAGGCAGAAAGCGGCUGCAAGAUCAACGGCUGCUUCACCCCUGACCACCUACAGAACGGCACUGUGUAGGAAUGAAAAGUGGGUUUAAAUACGCUGACCUGGAUCCAACAUGCUGAAGAUCACAGGCCCUCAAACCUUGCACUCUGGACUCAAGCCUGAAAUGGGGGGCCUUGGCUGGUAUUUCAGCAAGCAAGCAAUACAGUAACACAAGAACA